Andrographis paniculata is the source of this 2052-nucleotide messenger RNA. RefSeq names its product high-affinity nitrate transporter 2.1-like. The record is from RefSeq and is a predicted model, not a curated record. Gene Ontology annotation, cellular component: plasma membrane; plant-type vacuole membrane. The coding region runs from base 323 to 1891 and encodes 522 amino acids. Gene Ontology annotation, biological process: cellular response to nitrate; nitrate transmembrane transport. Gene Ontology annotation, molecular function: nitrate transmembrane transporter activity. The transcript is spliced from 2 exons. Lineage: Eukaryota; Viridiplantae; Streptophyta; Magnoliopsida; Lamiales; Acanthaceae.
UCCAAUUUCGGGAUCCUUUGGUAUAUACGAUAAGGCCAACCCUGAUUCAAUUAAUUAUUAAGUAAUUCCCCAUUUUGCAGAUACGCGGCGGCGGCGAUAUCAUGAUGUUACUAUACAUCCAAGUAUUUCAUUUCAUUUCAUUACAAAAAAUAUGAUGUAAUCGGCAGCCAUUGGAGAGCCCCACUGGCUGCAGCAAUGGCUAUAUAUAUAUAAUCUUCCAUCUCAGUUCAAUUCAACAGUACAGUUGAAUUAAUUAGAUCUUCGAUCGAGGAUAUCCAAUCCUAGAAUAUAAUUUACCAAGUACAGUAUAUACAGUACAGCAAUGGAAGGGUCGCCGGGAAGCUCGAUGCACGGGGUGACGGGGAGGGAGCCGGUGCUGGCGUUCUCGGUGGCGUCGCCGGCUGUGCCGAGCGACGCGGCGGCGACGGCGAAGUUCGCGCUGCCGGUGGACUCGGAGCACAAGGCGAAGAAGUUCAAGAUCCUGUCGCUGGCGAACCCCCACAUGCGCACCUUCCACCUCUCCUGGAUCUCCUUCUUCACCUGCUUCGUCUCCACCUUCGCGGCGGCGCCGCUGGUCCCCAUCAUCCGCGACAACCUCAACCUGAAGAAGGGCGACAUCGGCAACGCCGGAGUGGCCUCCGUCUCCGGCAGCAUCUUCUCCAGGCUGGUCAUGGGCGCCGUCUGCGACCUCCUCGGCCCCCGCUACGGCUGCGCCUUCCUCAUCAUGCUCUCCGCCCCCACCGUCUUCUGCAUGUCCUUCGUCUCCUCCGCCGGCGGCUAUGUCGCCGUCCGCUUCAUGAUCGGCUUCUCGCUGGCCACCUUCGUCUCCUGCCAGUACUGGAUGAGCACCAUGUUCAACAGCAAGAUCAUCGGCCUCGUCAACGGCACCGCCGCCGGCUGGGGGAACAUGGGCGGCGGCGCCACCCAGCUCAUCAUGCCGCUGCUCUACGACGUCAUCCGGAAGGCGGGGGCGACGCCGUUCACGGCUUGGCGGAUCGCGUUCUUCAUCCCCGGGUGGUGCCACGUCAUCAUGGGGAUUCUGGUGAUGACUCUGGGGCAGGACCUCCCCGACGGCAACCUCAGCGCCCUCCAGAAGACCGGCGAGGUCGCCAAGGACAAGUUCGGGAGGGUCAUGUGGUACGCCGUCACCAAUUACCGCACCUGGAUCUUCGUCCUCCUCUACGGCUACUCCAUGGGAGUCGAGCUCUCCACCGACAACGUCAUCGCAGAGUACUUCUACGACAGAUUCGACCUGAACCUGAAGACGGCGGGGACGAUCGCGGCGACGUUCGGGAUGGCGAACCUACUGGCCCGGCCGUUCGGCGGGUUCGCGUCGGACUAUUCGGCCCGGAAGUUCGGGAUGCGGGGCAGGCUCUGGACGCUGUGGACGCUCCAGACACUGGGCGGGUUGUUCUGCCUGCUGCUGGGUCGGGCCAACACCCUGCCCGUGGCGGUGACCCACAUGAUAAUAUUUUCGGUGGGGGCGCAGGCGGCGUGCGGGGCGACGUUCGGGAUCAUCCCCUUCGUGUCGCGGCGGUCGCUGGGGGUGAUAUCCGGGAUGACCGGGGCGGGCGGGAACUUCGGGUCGGGUCUGACCCAGCUGCUGUUCUUCACGAGCUCCAAGUACUCGACGGCGACGGGGCUGAGCUACAUGGGGAUAAUGAUCAUGGCGUGCACGCUGCCGGUGACGCUGGUGCACUUCCCGCAGUGGGGGAGCAUGUUCCUGCCGGCCUCCAAGCACGUCGAGGAGGAGCAGUACUAUGGCUCCGAGUACGACGACGACGAGAAGAAGAAGGGCAUGCACCAGAACAGCCUCAAGUUCGCCGAGAACAGCCGCUCCGAGCGCGGCAGCCGCGUCGCCGCUGCGCCCUCGCCGCCGGGCCGCGUCUGAUCGGAUCCCUCAUGGUGGCGCUGCGGCAGUGAUAUAUAUAUAUAUAUAUAUGUAACACUAAGAGAAGCCGUAAUGUUUUUACAUUAUAACCGUCUUGUCCACAAAUGCAACAAUUUUUCUACCAAUGAUUAUAAGGAUAAAAAUCAGUCUUGUUGUUAAUU